Papaver somniferum (opium poppy) is the source of this 726-nucleotide messenger RNA. RefSeq names its product glycine-rich cell wall structural protein 1.8-like. Lineage: Eukaryota; Viridiplantae; Streptophyta; Magnoliopsida; Ranunculales; Papaveraceae. The coding region runs from base 1 to 726 and encodes 241 amino acids. The transcript has 3 exons. The record is from RefSeq and is a predicted model, not a curated record.
AUGGCGGCAAUGGUGGUGGUUGAGGUAGUGCUAGUGGCGGCGCUGUCGGCAUUGGCGGUGAUGGAGGGGACAAAGAAAUCAUUUUUUAGUGGUGGUGGUGGUCGUGGUGACAAAGGAAUCAUUGUCCGUUUUGGGGGUGGUGGUGGUGGAGGUGACAAAGGAAUUAUUGUCGGUUUUGGUGGUGGUGUCGGCGGCCACGAUAGUGCUUGUGGUGGUGGCGGAGGUGACAAAGGAAUCAUUUUUUGGGGUGGGGGUGACAAAGGAGUCGAAGGAAUCAUUGUCAGUUUUGUGGGUGGAGGUGACAAAGGAGUCAAAGGAAUCAUCGUUGGUUUUGGUAGUUGUGGCGGCGUCGGCGGUGUUUGUGGUGGUGGUGAUGGAGGUGACGAAGGAAUCAUUGACUGUUUUAGUGGUGGUGGUGGUCGUCUUGGUGGUGGCGGAGGGUACAAAGGAAUCAUUAUGGGUUUUGGUGGUGGUGGUGGUGAUCUUCGCCGUGGUGGCGGAGGUAGCAAAGUUGUCGGUUUUGGUGGUGGUGGUGGCGGUGGCGGAGGAGAUGACAACGGAAUCAUUGAUGGUUUUGGUGGUGGUAUUGGCGGUGGUGCUGGUGGUCGCAGAGAUAAGGAAGGAAUCAUUGACUGUUUUGGCGGAGGUGGUAGUGGUGGCGGAGGUGAUGAAGGAAUCAUUGUCAGCUUUGGUGUAAUCAAAAGGGUUGAUGAUGAGUCAAACUAA